Ostrea edulis (European flat oyster) is the source of this 8133-nucleotide messenger RNA. RefSeq lists its product as uncharacterized. Lineage: Eukaryota; Metazoa; Mollusca; Bivalvia; Ostreida; Ostreidae. The record is from RefSeq and is a predicted model, not a curated record. The transcript has 20 exons. Bases 112 to 4083 code for a protein of 1323 amino acids.
GGUUAUAACACUGUGACAAACCGAUGCGGAAGUUGAACAGACUGUCGGUAAAAUAGUUCUAAAAUGGACACCUCUGAAACUGAUGUACGCUGAGUUUUGAAGAAAACAGGUAUGUCGUACAACCAGUAUGGUUACGUGGUGGCUUCCUGUCCUCUCAAUGAGACAGAGUUUACUACAGCGGCGACCAGACUGAACUGUACCGAGGAUAAGUAUGGACGGAAUCAGUAUACAUGUGUUCCCAAGCUUGACUUGUCGGCAAUAGUAGAGUUCUGCUACAGGUACACCGUGGGAAUCUACCCGAAAGGUAUUUGUCUAGGGGCACUCUAUAAUGGAGACCUGGACGCGCUCAGGUGUGGACAUUUCUCGGAGGGUUGUCCAGCUGACAGUUACAGAGGAGCUGACCUGUUUAAAUUUCCAGCUUGCUCUCAAAUCAAUACAGAACAGCGAUGCUUCUAUGCAGACCCCGCUUGUCCUAACGAAACAGAGAGUUUUACUACUGAAGAUGAACCGAUUCCUACAGGAUCAACAACAUUGAUGAACGCCUUCAAUACAACAACGAAUAUAUCGAAUACACUUACCACGCCUGUAGAACAAGGAUCCGCCGAUGUAGGGGCGAUCAUUGGAAGUGUAAUGUCCGUCGUAAUUGUUCUUGUCAUUGUACUAGCAGUCGUAUUUUGGAGACGAAGGAAAAGAUACUCGCGUGUGCCUCAGGAAGAAAUAAUGCUGGCUGAUUUGGAGAAUCAACGGGCUGAGCUGAUGAAGCGAAAGAUGUCCAUAGAUGGCACGGAAGAAGACCAACAGGGUUCCGUGACAAAAGGACCAAGGAUAGAUAUUGAAGAUGACAUUCAAACAGAACUAAAAGCAAAUGAGACUGUACGUCUAGACCAAAAAGAGAAAGAAAAAGAGCUAGAUGAGAGGGAUAAAGAAACAGAGCUGGCUGAGUGGAGAAGGCGACGUUUUGGCGAAUACAACACAUGGAAAACACCUAUUUCAGACCAGUUCUCCUCCCUGUCUGAUGACGAGGUGUGGGUGUUAUUCUGUUUUCUGUGUUCUGACUCCGGUACCCCCAACUUUACUGAUACAGACUGUCUGGACAUUCUUAAUAAGAUACGAGAGAUGUACCGUGAGGACCGUGUAACAAGUGAGAAGGCACAGCGGACUCUGGACAGACUGAACUCACGUGGAUUUAUUUGGAAUCAGGACGGAGUGGACAUCACUGAGGACGCCAAGGAUGAGACCGUGUACCGUGUUACAGGACGUGUUAUAGAACGUGUUACAGGACUUAGUGAUCGUCUCCCUGUUUCACUGCUCCAUCUGUUACCCAGUUAUACUACAGCAGUGAGGUAUCUGAGAUCACACAGAUACACCAGGGAGUCUGGAGAGAAAUGUCUCAUUAGUGUCAACUCGUCAUGUGAUUCCUUACUCAUACGCCGUCUACAGAUGAACAUACUGACCCACGUCACCAUGGAGGACACGACUAUCUGUGAUGAAGUGUCACAGUACUUGAACAUCCCUCUAAGCAAAGUACGUAUGAGUGAUGAUGCACGAGGGGCGCUUUUAGAGGAAUUGCACCGGACUGGGGAGCGUGUACAAUACAGAGGCGGAUCACAGGGCAGUGUACAACACGUCAAGUGGCUCUGGAUAUACGGGAGACCUGACAUCGUGAGAUCCUGUAUAGGUCUCCACCCACACUGGGAUAUUUACAUCAUCAACAACACGGCUUACAGAAAACACAGUCAGCACCACGACCGUCCUCCAGCUGAACGUUGUCUCCUGUACUGUCUUCUGAUGGUGGACGACUACACCGUCAAGGUCAAGGACGAAUCUCACAUCAAGAUGUACAAUGCGAUCAGAGAACGAUACUUUACAAGCCUACCUGUUUGUGAUGAAAUCACCGCCACUAACAGUCCUGAGGAAAUCCUUCAAACAGAAAACGACGUGAUCAAGUUUAAAUCAGACGACAUCCGGCAUGACGUCAUGUACGCGUUUGUUACGGAGUGUCUGGUGGAGGACAGUGAUCUGAAGUUUUUCCUGACCACGGCGUCACGUCACAUGAUAUCAGAAUACUGCCGGUCGUGGGAUUAUAAGAGGAGUGAGGGAGAGAGAUGUCUGUAUAUUCCGAAUAAUCCGGAUGAGAUGUGCAAGCUGUUCAUAGACAGACUACAGCUGGACAUCCUCACACACUGUACCGUGUCAGACAGGAUGAUUCAUGACAGUAUCACUAAACGUUUGGGAGUCCCUGAGGAAAUAUUAAACUGGGACCAAGAGGCCAGAGAGCGGUACGUGGAGUACGCCAAGAGAGGAACACAGACGGUCCACCACGCCAGGGGGAUGAUCGUAGGAUGUGCCGGGGCCGGCAAGACCACGUUACUGAAACGUCUGCUCAGAUGUAGUGACGCAGAUAUAAUGGGUGUGACGUCAACGAAAGGACUAGAGGUCCAUGAGGAGAUAUUCGAAAUUUGUAAUAAUGAAUUAAAAGCAAAGGCUGGAGAUGGACGUCAAAUGCCUCAUCACAGUCAUCUAAACAGAGAUAUGAAUGACAGCAAAGAAACUACAAAGAAGUUGGUGAGCUUCGUUGACUUUGGAGGACAGUGUGCGUACUACGCCUGUCAUCAAAUUUACCUGACCAGAAGAGCUUUCUACUUAUUGGUAAUAGACGCCUCUAAACGUCUGAAAGAUGUGGUAGAUAACAGAGUGUGUGACCAGGAGGGGACUGUGUUCGCGGGAUGGACAUAUGAGAGAUAUUUCCUGUUCUGGUUAGAGUCCAUUCAGACGUACUGCUCUCAAGAAGAUGAGAAAGACAAAGAUGUGGAUGUGGUGAUUGUGGCAACACAUUGGGACAAAGGCAUAUACAAGGAAAAGACAGAUUUCCUUGAUGUACUUCACAAAUCAUUGCCUCCUCGUUCUACUCUUGGGCAAUAUAUCAGAGAAGAUAGAAGUUUCUGUACAAGUUUUCCAAUCCAACCUCUUAGCGACCUUAGUAGAUUUCUCACCGACUUGGCAACAAAUGAGAACAAAUGGAGCGAAAUGAUACCAAAUGGGUGGACCUUUCUGAGCAACAUCAUACAAAGUGAGAGGAAGAUUAAGCGCAUCUUGACACUGGAUGACAUUUUACAGAAAAUGGAGACUUACGACGAAAGGAAAGGAGAACGUGCGGCAGACAUGUUGCGCUACUACCAUGACGCUGGGAAAGUUCUUUACUUUCAAGAAGAAGGUCUAAAAGAUUCAGUUAUAAUCGACGUCCAGUGGUUUAUCGAUUCCUUUAAAACCGUCAUAACAGAUAAAAAUCACAGGAAAGGAAUCAAGACCACAACUGCAAGCUGGGAUGAGUACUAUGAAACUGGUCAUCUGGAAGACGAUCUUCUCGAUAAUAUCUGGAAAAAGGAAGAUGAAGAACUGAAGGCAAUAUAUGAUCCAGACACAGAGGAACUCAAUCCUCGUUUUCGUAUGCAUCACAAGAAAACUUUGUUGACGUAUAUGGAGAGGCUUGGCUUAAUCUCUGUUGGAAGAGACUCACAUUAUGUUCCAUGCAUGAACAAAAAGCCAUUUGGAGAAGACCAGAAAAGAAUCAUCAAGAAUUCAGUCUUCAGAACACCAGUGCUGGUGUUCUGUUUUGAUUUCUUACCUUACUUUCUUUUUUACCGACUUGUUGUUAAAUUAAUGCAAGUUGAAAACUGGAAAGUCUUGGAAAAUGAAGGCAUUAGUUGCUUAUACAAUAGUGCCGCCAUGUUUGAGUUCCAGAGCCAUCGAAUUGCAGUAGCUGUUACAUCUUCAACAAUUCAAAUUCAAAUCUACAAAGUGGAUUCCAAAUUGUCAAAAGAUUUUACAGUUUCCGUCAGAGAAAUAAUUGAAAGUGCAAUGGAUGAACUCACACAAACUUUUCAUGGAAAAAACAUUAAGUACAUAGCGGGAUUUUCGUGUGAGCAAGCAGAUGAGCAGGUCGUCGGGUUAGAUUUAAAAAAGAAUUUCAUUAAGGAAAACGAACUGCAAGCAGGAGAGUCAAUGCCUUGUCCACGACAUCAAAUGGAAACCCACAAGAUCCACCCCGAUUAUCUAACAAGAUAUUGGAAAGGAAGUAACUAGAAAGUGGCAUUGCUUUGGGAAAUGGUUUAACAACAUGCUUUAAUUCAUAUCGUGUUUAAUAUUGAUCCAAAUAUGAAAUCAAUUUUGAAAAUCUGACCAAAUAUGAGAAAGCGGUCUACUACGUUUUUAUUGUAAUGAACAGACGUGUUGAGUAAAUCUGCACUGUAUUCAAAAGCAGUUCCAAAUGCACUACUAUACGUGCAAAAUUAUAUAUAUGUACGAGCAUGUGGUUUUAUUGUUAUAUGUUUAUUAUUAUAUGUUUAUCCGCGAAUGUUAUUGGUAUAACAUGUUAUUGGUACGCAGCUAUAUUAAGGCUUCCCGGGGUUUGAAAUGCGUUCAAAACAUACAUUGCAUUGCGAGGUCGGUUUUUGGUUUUCAUUUGUAAUUUAUAUACUUAAGUACAGACAAUUUAUAUAGAAGGUUCCCUCGGCUAUAUAUUAGCAUAUCUUUUAUGAUAUCACAUGACUCCGUUGAUCACGUGACGGUCAUUUAUAAUUGUUUGAAGUGUUUCACAUCAAUCGAUUCAGCGCAGCUGAUUUAACAAUUAUUUCUAACUUUUAGUUUGAUAAAUGAACUCACCGUAUCCUUGUGUACCCGAAAUGUGCUUGGGAAAAAUGGUAGUACUACUUGCCUACAAAAUACACGUAUUUCAUGAAGAGUUUAAUUUACCGACACCCUUACCUACACAUUGGACGGUAAUCUGUAUUCAAACAAACCAUCACACAUUAACCCAAGCAAGAUUCGGGUAGAAAACAAACUCUUCUUACGAUUUCCGUAAAAGAUCUCAAAUGAAUCUUCAUAAAUUGCCUGCGCUAGACUCUUUUAUAAACACGUCAUAAAUUCUACCUCUUACCACUGGUAUAAAACAGAGUACAUUUCAAAAGUAUAUUUUUCGAAAGUAGUUUAAACACGCUGAAUUUGAAUCAAGGGUAGUUAAGCAAAUUAUUUUAAAAUAUUCGGACAUAUAAGAUAUUAAAAUACAAUUCAGACACAUGGAUUUUGCAAUAGCGUUCUGACAUUUGAUAGGCAGUUUAAAAUAAGGUCUAAAGUUUUUGACACUCCCCCCGUCACAACAGCUCAAGUUUGCAGUGACUUGACGUGAUUUUCCAUUAUGAAGUCAUAUAUUGGUAGUGGCAUAAAGUGCACUGUGAUGUUCUAUAAGGGAAGCCUUAACCUACCUGCGUAUACAAAACAAUUAAUGUUGAUCAUUCAUAUACUUUCUAAAUUUUUUUUUGUUCAUUCAAAUGUCAUUAGAGAUUACGUAACUGAUCUUUACACCGUAUCAGAAUACAAUCUGUAUAGAAAUGCAUCGGUGUUUGAGAUGGACAUUACCUUUAUUACUUAAAUAUACAAACAUGUUCAGUUUGACAGUUGGAUUAUCGUAUUGUUAAAUACAAUGCUGGACUGGUUAGACAUUGCAAUCAUUCCGCUAGUCAUCACCAUGAUCUUCUGCAGAUUGAAAUCAACAGAUUAUAUGACAUUCACACGUACGCUGUUAAGAUAACAGGUUAAAUGCAUAGGAAAGAAAUAUAGAUAAAGCAAGUGAAGAUCAGCUGAGUUUUAUGUUGUAACUGAUACUAUUUUUGUCAUAAAAACUUUUCAAACACUGCGGUUACCUUAGAUACCCUAGAAAGUGCAAACUACAUCGUAUAGUAUAUCCAAUCUGAUGUGUGAAACUAUGUAACAAACUACAUCGUAUAGUAUAUUCAAUCUGAUGUGUGAAACUAUGUAACAAACUACAUCGUAUAGUAUAUUCAAUCUGAUGGGUGAAACCAAGUAACAAAAUACAGUUGGAAGAAAUAUGUGUGUACCUGGAUCAGCAUACACAGUAUCUGAUUGAUAUUCAAAGACAAAGAACUGGUGACAUAUAACGUUUUUGAUUUGUAUUUCACGACAACAGCUACUAUCACUUGUGAUAUGCGGAUGGAAUUCCUUCGGACGGAGGUUUACCUGAACUCGGAUGUUGCUGGAAUACGUGGAUCGGAAUUGGAGGCGGGAAAAAUGGAAUCCAUUGGAGUUGAAAUAUAAAAGUAUGUUGGAUUGUUGAACUAAUUCCAAAGGUAUCACCUUUAUUGAAGGUUACCUUCAAUAAGGGCUGUAAGUCUCGUUUCUCGUCACUUCCGGUGAAGCGUUUCCGGUGACAAACAAAUACCAGUAUAUAGAAUUGGGCCAACUACACGUCCGAAAAAACCAACGCUUAUGCGUAAAUCGGAGAACGCUGUGUACCACAACCAUUUGUUAUAUCUCUGUUUAAGAAGUUGAAGUACAUUGUCAGUGCAGUGGUUCAAGUGGCGGUGGAGAACAAAUUGUAUAAAGUAACCAGAAUACAGGAAGAGUAUUUACUCCCUCAAGUCAAGCCAUCCUUACCAUCACCUGAUACAGGGUCAGAUUUUGUGCAAUGUGAAUUAAUGCGUCUUGGUUGUUUGGACUGCAGCUGACUGCAUGCAAAGUUAUCCGAAUCAUCAAGGAACCUCAGUGGACAAAGAACAUUGCAAAGUGAUAGAAUUUUAUUGAUGCAACUUGAUUAUUUGGACAACAGCUGACUACAGAAUUAUCCGGGAUCAUAAAGGACACUGAAUGGACACAUAACAUUAACAGAAUUAUACGUAUAAUAUUUCCAUUCCUGAAUGAAUUCAAAAUCAACAUGUAUUGAUAAAAUAUACUUAGUAAAACAAUAAGAAUCAGUAGUGCAUUUUUUAUUUAUACUAAACUAUUUGACAACAAGUUUUAUUUUAUUCAUAAAUUCCCGAAGAUAUGAACAUGUAGAACAUUGUACUUAAAAGUCACUCCAGAAAAAGUUAAUAAAAGAUUACGGUUAAAUAAAUCGUUAUUAAUAUUUAAUAUACUGUUUAAUGUAUCCCAUGUACAUAUUAUCUUGGUUGAUAUUGGCUCGUAGACUGCUGGUAUGUAGAUUUUAUCCUUUCUUUAGCCCUCUCGAUAUAAAUACUCCCCUGGCUAUUAUGUAACACAGUUCAACUUUUUUAUAAGCCAACUGUCCUCUUAAGGAUAAAAACGCUGGAAUGUUCAUUGUUCAAGGACACACCUUGUGGUAAUUGAUCACAGAUGGUUAACACCUAAGCCGUUUUCCAGCCGUGGGUUUUGCAGAAACUUUGCUGUGAAGCACAUGUUGAUCCUGUAUUCAAAGUUGAAAAAUAAGUGAUUGUACCAUUCGGUGUUCCACAAGUAUGUCAUCACUUACAGAAACUGUAUGUCAUGGCCUGGGUAUCAAGGUGUCUGGGAAUAUUGUAAGACAUUAGUCUCAAUGGCAUCGAUCCAUCUAACAUAAAUUUUAAAAAAUUGGAAGAAAAAUCAUUUUCAUACGAUACGUUUCUCUUUAUCUCAAGGAAGUUAUUGUAAGACUUAGUCUUAAGUUAAAGCCACAUUCUUGAAUUUAGUAUAAACUAAUACUUUUCUAUACACAAAACUGUUUAUUAUAUACAAUCUGAAACUGGUUUAGGGAGAGAGGAUAGAAAACUUCAAUGCGGACGGAGAAGGUUUGUUUAAUAAUGAUAUUCCCAGUAAACCAUCAAUACAGUUGUACGAACUUUAAAACAUAAGGUAUCAUGUUAUCAAAUUAUACCCCCCCCCCCACCAAGUACCAACCGAAUCUCAAUUAAUCCACUUUCUAAAACAAUUUAUUGUUUUAUAAUAUUAAAUACUGUCACUUCUUUUUGAAAAUUGUGUAAAUAUUACAUUUAUCAAGGUCUAGCUGCAAUAAUGUAGCACUCUUCGAGUUUUUUACUUUGACAUCCCCCUCCCCCUUUUAAAGGAAACAAGGGCUACAUUAUUGCAGCUAAUCAAGAUCAUGCACGCGCGACGCCGAUAAUAAAUCAGUGAUGAAGUUGUAUUGUAUAUGGAAAGAGUACUAUUUAGUAGUACUACAGCUGCUGUGUCUAGGAAUGUUUUUCGUAAAAAUUCUCUCUAUAGAUCGUAAAAUCAUGCUCCUCCCUCUUUAAACAUUUGAUUUAUACAAUUUCAAGCGUGACUGCAUGUAAUGUAUAACUGUGUACAUUUUGAUUUGUGGAUUGUAAAUAAAUAAAUGUAAAUCUA